AUGGAGGUCAAUCUUGAUUUACAGAUUGAGAGAGAUAACGCUACUUUUGACGCGGUUGAACUGACUUACAUUAAAGACGGCGGUGCCAAGGUUACACAACGACGACGUUAUAUAGAAUCCUUGGUGUGCGACGAUCCGGAUUUUCAACAGGAGGAUCCUAACUUCCUAUCGAGAGAUGAGUUAUACACAUCAGCUGUCAGAAGAGGUGUGAUGAUAGAAAAGAAAAUAUUACAGUUGAAUAUUACGGAUGCAAAAGAGUAUGCAGCUAUAGGAAAAAGACAUGGAACAGCAAUCGAACUUCAUAGCAAAAUGUUUGUACCAACCCUUAUUGGCCAAGCGUCAGAGAAACAAAAAAGAAAAUGGCUACCUUUAGAAGAAAAUCUUCACAUUAUUGGAACAUUUGCUCAGACAGAAUUGGGACAUGGGACUUUCGUGAGAGGGCUUGAGACAACUUCAACAUAUGAUCCAAAAGCACAAGAAUUCGUUGUACAUAGUCCUACACUAUCAUCUACAAAGCUCUGGAUAGGAAACUUGGGUAAAACAGUAACCCAUGCAAUCGUGAUGGCGCAGUUAAUUACUAAUGGUAAACAAUAUGGAGUACACCCAUUUAUUGUUCCACUGAGAAGCCUGGAAAAUCAUAUGCCUCUACCAGGAGUGACUGUUGGUGAUAUUGGACCAAAGAUGCGUUUCAAUAGCAAUGAUAAUGGGUUUCUGAGACUAGACCAUGUUCGCAUUCCGAGAGACAAUAUGUUAAUGAAACACACACGGGUGUUGGCGGAUGGUACAUAUGUCAAACCACCAACAAAUAAGCUGGUAUACGGUACACUCGUUUAUGCCAGGGUCGGGUAUCUGCUCACUUGUACUGAUUGCCUAGCAAUGGCGUGUACCAUUGUCUCUAGAUACAGCGCUGUACGCAGACAGAGUGAGAUGCAACCAGGAGCCAGAGAGGCUCAUAUUCUUGACUACCAAUCUCAGCAAUUGAAGAUAUUACCCUACAUUGCCACCACGUACGCAUUUUAUACAGUUGAACGACGUGUCAGCGGAAUGUACGACAGACUUCAACAGCAAAUGGCAACCGGAAACUUCAGCCACCGACAAAAAUUCAAUGCCGUGACCGCUGGACUCAAAGGAUUUGUUUCGUAUGUAACGAACUCUGGUAUAGAAACAUGUCGUUUAGCAUGCGUUGGACAUGGAUACUCGCAUGCAACUAACUAUAAAUUUGUCAAAGUUAAACAACAGCAUUGGUAUUUAAUAAAGUGCGCAGGAAGUACAUUGUCCGGUGAUGUAUUGUCUGGUCAAGUUCCAUACUUGAAUGAACCCAUAAUUGAGAAGUGUGCAAUAACGAGUGAAUCAGAUCUGUUGAAAUUGGAUAUAUUGGUCGACAUAUAUAAACACAGAGCUCAGAGACUCAUUGUCACUGUGAGUGCAUUUGUUGGUAGCGUUAAAGACACAAAGAUGAGCGACUCGCUGAAACUAGUCCUAACAUCGUUAUGUCAGCUAUACGCGCUGUAUGGCAUUUAUCAAGAUUCCAGAGACUUCAUGAUGGAUUGUUACCUCUCUGGACAUAACAUCACCUCUAUCACACACCACAUCACGUCAAUGCUGGCAACCCUUCGCCCCAAUGCUGUUGCCUUAGUAGAUGCGUUUGACAUCCGGGAUGAGAUAUUGUGUUCGAUCCUAGGACGGUACGAUGGCAAUGUAUAUGAGAAUAUGUAUAAAUGGGCCAAGAAAUCGCCACUCAACAAAAACGAGGUCCACGACUUCUGCUAUGAGUAUUUGAAACCGUUUUUACGGAGUCAGCCUUCAAAAUUAUAA
Saccoglossus kowalevskii is the source of this 1815-nucleotide messenger RNA. Its product is annotated as peroxisomal acyl-coenzyme A oxidase 1-like. The record is from RefSeq and is a predicted model, not a curated record. NCBI's taxonomy places the organism in Eukaryota, Metazoa, Hemichordata, Enteropneusta, Harrimaniidae.